AUGUCUUCAUUAGCCGGAUAUUUACCCAGGAAUUUUUCUGGUACUGAGACCAUUGAUGUGAUAUUCUCAAUUUCAGGGUACAAUAAGCAAGUUACCUCCUUACAAAGAAGAGCAAGACGCUGGUGUAUUUACCAAAGGAGGUAUAACAAUUGGUCUGAACAAGUCAGGUCUGGUAUUCAUCCUUCAUCCCAGCAACACCAAGAUGGAGAUCGAGCAACAAGUGAUGUUCACAAGGAUACUGGAGUAAGAUAUGCUCCCUAUGCCAUUCCAUCCUGUCAUCGGAGAGGCAAUUUUCAGAAACAAGAUGAAACCCAUGUUAACAAGGAGACAGAGCAAAAGCCUCCAGAGAGACGAAUGGAGAGAAACAGGCAGGAUGAGACCUUGGGGAGCUGGUUCAAGACCACAAUUCCCUUCGGUAUUCAAUAUGAUGAGAAGUGGCUGCUGAAUUUGAUUCAGAAGCAAUGCAGUGUCCCCUUCACCCCAGUCGAACUUCACUAUGAGAAAAUGCAGGCCCAGUUCUUCGUUGAGAAUGCCAACAUUGCCUUCGCACUGAAGAAUGUCAAUGGCAAGAUUUACAAUGAGGCUAAUGAAAGUAUAUCUAUCUUUGUUGAUCCCUGUGAUGCACUGCACUCUGUGCUGAAGGAGCUGAGGUCAGAAAAGGUGGAGCAGAUAAAGCUGCCCAUGAAGGAACGACACGAUGCCUCCCAGCAAUCUCUUGACAUCCAGAGGCUCUGCUCUGACCCUGACUUGAUGACCCGUGAUACUGGAAUGCCGCGAAACCCUAGAAAUGGCAUGGCCGCCUCCCUGCAGAUCCAUCCAGGGAAUAUGCCCAAGCUUUUGCCCUUGGAGCUGAGCAAUAAGAAACCCUACCAGCUGCAUGGCCUGUCCAACUCUAUGCCGAAUGCUUCCAACACCAAGAACUUGAACCUCUCCAACACUGAGGUGAAGUCUGCAGGGGAGAUGGACAAGGGUGAGCGGCUGGAGCCAGAAGGGAUGUGUGCAGACAGAAACCCCCUGUGCACCAGCUUCCCUGAUAAGUCAACCAACAUAAGGUCAGAUGUAUCCUCUGAGCUACUCCCGAAAGUGGCCGUUUGCAAGGGGCAGCUGACAUGGACCUCAGGGAGGACUACAGGCCCUAUGCUCUCCUCUCUGCAUCACAAAGUUGACAAAGUUUCAACCAACAUCCAAUGGGCCCCCAGCCCAAUAUCUGCAUAUUUUACAUUCUUACCUGCUGUGUCUGAGCCAUUCUGGGGCAGCUCCAUCCUGGAAUUGUUCCCCAAGUUACUAACCUUGGGCGGCCAGGAGACAUCCCCACUGGCUAAGUGUGGUAUUGAAGCCUGCAAGCGCUUACCAACCUGCAAGGGCAGCUACUUUGGAUCUGAUGAGCUGAAGAGCCUAGUCCUGCAAUUCCUGCAGCAGUACUACUUGAUCCAUGACUAUGGAGACCGACGGUGUCUCGUGGGUGCUUAUCACGAGCAGGCCUGCUUCUCCCUGACCAUUCCCUUCCACCCCGAGGACCCAGCCCCAAGCAGCUUGUGCGAGUACUUCAAGGACAGCAGGAAUAUGAAGAAGCUCACGGACCCCCACCUGCGGGUCCAGCUGCUGAAGCACACAAAUCGUGUCAUUGUGCACACCCUCUGUGUGUUGCCCAAGACUCAGCAUGACUUAAGCUCCUUCGUGGUGGACACGUGGUUCCAGACGGAAACGAUGCUCUGCUUCUCCGUCAGCGGGGUGUUCAAGGAAGUGGAAGGAAGUUCUCAGGGCUGCGUGCGUGCCCUCACCCGGACCUUCAUCGCUACCCCUGCCAGCUACUCCAGUCUUUGCAUCGUGAAUGAUGAGCUGUUUGUGAGUGACUCCAACCCCAAGAAGACUGAGUCUGUGUUCUUCAUCCCAAAGCCUACAUGCUGUGCUAGCUCCAUUCCCACCCUCUCCAUGGAGCGGCAGGAAAUGGUGCAGGCUUUGUCCACCUGGUCUGGGAUGAACCUCCAGGAUUCUCAGAAGUGA
Molecule: messenger RNA, 2004 nt
Organism: Balaenoptera acutorostrata (minke whale)
Lineage: Eukaryota; Metazoa; Chordata; Mammalia; Artiodactyla; Balaenopteridae
Product: nuclear RNA export factor 3
Exons: 18
Coding region: 1-2004 (667 amino acids)
Biological process (GO): poly(A)+ mRNA export from nucleus
Cellular component (GO): cytoplasm; nucleus
Molecular function (GO): RNA binding
Source: RefSeq, a predicted model, not a curated record